This is a messenger RNA of Artibeus jamaicensis (Jamaican fruit-eating bat), 5808 nucleotides long. RefSeq names its product ATPase family AAA domain containing 2 (gene ATAD2). The record is from RefSeq and is a predicted model, not a curated record. Gene Ontology annotation, molecular function: ATP binding; ATP hydrolysis activity; histone binding. Gene Ontology annotation, cellular component: nucleus. NCBI's taxonomy places the organism in Eukaryota, Metazoa, Chordata, Mammalia, Chiroptera, Phyllostomidae. The transcript has 28 exons. Gene Ontology annotation, biological process: positive regulation of transcription by RNA polymerase II. The coding region runs from base 375 to 4547 and encodes 1390 amino acids.
AUUCCAAACGAGACUUCGUUCUGCUUCUGGGUGUCUCCCUCCGCCGAGUUCAGCGAACCGGAACUAUGUAAGAAGAAGAAGAAGUCAGCGUUCUCCCGCCACUGUCCGCUCAGGUCCUCAACAUUAUGGGUGCGGAUUCUCAACUUCGCCUGAAGUCCUUCGCUGUACAAAUGAGGAGUACAGUUUCAAGCCCUCCGUUGUAGGGUGGCGGCGUGGGCGGGACGAGGCGGCGGAGGGAUUCCUGGAGAGCGCGCUGUGAAAUCGGCAGCUGGGCUUGUGGCGCCAGAAUUCAGAGCGCGGAAGAUCCGGAGUGACCGCUACCUGGCACUUGGGACUGUCUCGCGCCGCAGACGCGGCGUCAGAGAUCAGAGAAGAUGGUGGUCCUCCGCAGCAGUCUGGAGCUGCACAGCCACUCCGCCGCUUCGGCCACGAGCUCCCUAGACCUGUCCAACGAGUUCCUCAGCUUGGAACACGUCGGCCGGAGGCGGCUGCGCUCGGCCCGCGCCACCGAGCAGUCCUCAAUCGCUGCGGCCGCAGUGGGCGAUGGGUCUUCAGUGAAGGAAGUUGAAACCUACCGCCAGAAACAUGCUUUAAGGACUUUGAGAAAAAAUGCACAGAAUUCUUCAGAUUCUAGUUUUGAUAAGAAUAUGGAAAUAACGGAAACACAUGCUAAUGGCAGGCAUUUUACAAGGCAAUCGGCCAGACAGCAGGCUAAUAAAAAAAAGGAAGAGCACAAAGAAGCAAUUCCAGUUACUCGGUCAUUGAGGACUAGAAACAUCGUUCAGACUACAGAUCACUUGCAUGAAGAGAACGGCGAUGUUGAAGUUCGACGCAGUUGUAGGAUUAGAAGCCGUUACAGUACUGUGAACCAGUCUGUGCUUUUUGACAAACUUAUAACAAACACUGCUGAAGCUGUUCUUCAAAAAAUGGAUGACAUGAAGAAGAUGCGUAGACGGCGAAUGAGAAGCCUGGAAGACUUGGCAGUGUUCAAUGAAACAAAAGAAGGGAAUCUUAAUAUGUACACAAGAGGAAAACGAAAAGGUAUUCAAAGAACUGAUGAAGAAACAACUGAUAAUCAAGAAGGCAGUGUGGAAUCAUCUGAAGAAGGUGAAGACCGAGAAGAUGAAGAUGAUGGUGAAGAUGAUGGUGAAGAUGAUGAUGAUGGUGAAGAUGAAGAUGAUGGUGAAGAUGAAGAUGAUGGUGAAGAUGAAGAUGAUGAAGAAGAUGGAGAAGAAGAUAAUCAGAAACGGUAUUAUCUCAGACAGAGAAAAGCUACUGUUUACUACCAGGCUCCAUUGGAAAAACCUCGUCAUCAGAGAAAGCCCAACAUGUUUUAUAGUGGCCCAGCUUCUCCUGCAAGACCAAGAUACCGAUUAUCUUCUGCGGGGCCCAGAAGUCCUUAUUGUAAACGAAUGAACAGGCGAAGGCAUGCCAUCCACAGUAGUGACUCCACUUCAUCUUCCUCUUCUGAGGAUGAACAGCACUUUGAGAGGCGAAGGAAAAGGAGCCGUAAUAGAGCUAUCAACAGGUGCCUCCCACUAAAUUUUCGGAAAGAUGAAUUAAAAGGAAUUUAUAAAGAUCGAAUGAAAAUUGGAGCCAGCCUUGCUGAUGUUGAUCCAAUGCAACUAGAUUCUUCGGUACGAUUUGAUAGUGUUGGUGGUCUGUCUAAUCAUAUUGCAGCUCUUAAAGAAAUGGUGGUAUUUCCAUUACUUUAUCCAGAAGUCUUUGAAAAGUUCAAAAUUCAACCUCCAAGAGGUUGUUUGUUUUAUGGUCCACCGGGAACUGGAAAAACUCUGGUUGCUAGAGCACUUGCCAAUGAGUGCAGUCAAGGGGAUAAGAGAGUUGCGUUCUUCAUGAGGAAAGGUGCCGACUGUCUGAGUAAAUGGGUAGGAGAGUCUGAAAGGCAGCUACGAUUGUUAUUUGAUCAGGCUUAUCAGAUGCGCCCAUCAAUUAUUUUUUUUGAUGAAAUCGAUGGUCUGGCUCCAGUACGAUCAAGCAGGCAAGAUCAAAUUCACAGUUCUAUUGUUUCCACCCUGCUAGCACUUAUGGAUGGAUUGGACAGCAGAGGAGAAAUUGUGGUCAUUGGUGCUACCAACAGACUGGAUUCUAUUGAUCCUGCUUUACGAAGGCCUGGUCGCUUUGAUAGAGAAUUUCUUUUCAGCUUACCUGAUAAAGAUGCUCGAAAAGAAAUUCUAAAGAUUCACACAAGGGAUUGGAAUCCUAAACCACUGGACAUAUUUCUAGAAGAACUGGCAGAAAACUGUGUUGGAUACUGUGGUGCAGAUAUUAAGUCAAUAUGCUCUGAGGCUGCUUUAUGUGCUCUCCGUCGACGCUACCCACAGAUCUAUACCACUAGUGAGAAACUACAGUUGGAUCUCUCUUCAAUUAGUAUCUCAGCUAAGGAUUUUGAGGUAGCUAUGCAAAAGAUGAUUCCAGCCUCCCAAAGAGCUGUGACAUCACCUGGGCAGGCACUGUCCACCAUUGUGAAACCACUUCUGCAAAGCACUGUUCACAAGAUCUUAGAAGCCCUGCACAGAGUAUUUCCACAUGCGGAAAUCAGAACAAAUAAAGCGUUAGACUCUGAUAUUUCGUGUCCUCUGCUGGAAAGUGACUUGGCAUACAGUGAUGAUGAUGUUCCAUCAGUAUGUGAGAAUGGGCUUUCUCAAAAUUCCUUUAAUAAGGCUAAAGAAAAUUUUAAUUUUCUUCAUUUGAAUAGAAAUGCUUGUUAUCAACCUAUUUCUUUUCGACCAAGAAUAUUGAUAGUGGGAGAACCAGGAUUUGGUCAAGGUUCUCAUUUGGCACCAGCUGUCAUCCAUGCUUUGGAAAAACUUGCAGUAUAUACAUUGGACAUUCCUGUUCUUUUUGGAGUCAGUGCCACAUCUCCCGAAGAAACCUGUGCCCAGAUGAUUCGUGAAGCUAAGAGAACAGCGCCAAGUAUAGUGUAUGUUCCUCAUAUCCAUUUGUGGUGGGAAAUAGUUGGACCAACACUCAAAGCCACAUUUAUCACAUUAUUACAGAAUAUUCCUUCAUUUGCUCCAGUUUUACUGCUUGCUACCUCUGACAAACCCCAUUCUGCUCUUCCAGAAGAGGUGCAAGAAUUAUUUAUCCAUGAUUAUGGAGAAAUUUUCAAUGUCCAGUUACCUGGUAAAGAAGAACGGACAAAAUUUUUUGAAGAUUUAAUUAUCAAACAAGCUGCUAUGCCUCCUAGAUCAAAAAAGAAAGCAGUUUUACAGGCCUUGGAGGUACUCCCAGUAGCACCACCACCUGAACCAAGACCAUUAACUACAGAAGAAGUGAAACGGCUAGAAGAACAAGAAGAAGAUACAUUUAGAGAACUAAGGAUUUUCUUAAGAAAUGUUACACAUAGGCUUGCUAUUGACAAGCGAUUCAGAAUAUUUACUAAGCCUGUUGACCCUGAUGAGGUUCCUGAUUAUGUGACUGUAAUAAAGCAACCAAUGGACCUUUCAUCUGUAAUCAGUAAAAUUGAUCUCCACAAGUAUCUGACUGUGAAAGACUAUUUGAGUGAUAUUGAUCUAAUAUGUAGUAAUGCUUUAGAAUACAAUCCAGAUAGAGAUCCUGGAGAUCGUCUCAUUAGGCACAGAGCCUGUGCUUUGAGAGAUACUGCCUAUGCAAUAAUUAAAGAAGAACUUGAUGAAGACUUUGAGAAGCUUUGUGAAGAAAUUCAGGAAUCUAGAAAGAAGAGAGGUUGUAGUUCCUCCAAAUAUGCCCCAUCUUAUUACCAUGUGAUGCCAAAGCAAAAUUCCACUCCUGCUGGUGAUAAAAGAUCAGAUCCAGAGCAGAAUGAAAAGCUGAAGACACCCAGUGUUCCUGUGGCUUGCAGCACUCCUGCUCAGUUGAAGAGAAAAAUUCGCAAAAAGUCAAAGUGGUACUUAGGCACCAUAACAAAACGAAGGAAGAUUUCACAAACAAAAGAUGGUAGCCAAAAUGUCACAGAUGACAAAAUGGAGAGUGAUACAGAGGAAAAUCACGACACAAGUGUUGACCCCAACGAGACCGGAAACACAGGAGAGUCUUCAAUGGAAGAAAGUGAGGUGCAGCACAAUGGCUCUGAAAGCAAACUAGAUUUGGAAAAUAAUUCUAGUACCUGUAAUAUUGAGAAAGAACUUGAAUCUGGGAAGGCUACAGCAUGUACAGAAUUGAAAAAAGAUAAGAUUUCUUGCAAUGGAGAUGCUUUAAGCUCUCAAAUAAUAAAUGUAUCUGAUGAAAAUGAAGCAAAAGAAAUGUGGACUCUGCGGAUGACUCGUGCUAGGCGUUCCCAAGUAGAGCAGCAGCAGCUCAUCAGCGUUGAAAAGGCUUUGGCAAUUCUUUCUCAGCCUACACCUUCACUUGUUGUGGACCACGAGCGAUUAAAAAAUCUUUUGAAGACUGCUGUUAAAAAGAGUCAAGAAUACAAUAUUUUUCAGUUGGAAAAUUUGUAUGCUGUAAUCAGCCAGUGUAUUUAUCAGCAUCGCAGAGACUAUGACAAAACAGAACUUAUUCAGAAAAUGGAACAAGCGGUAGAAAACUUCAGUUGUUCCAGAGCAUGAUGUCAUGGUAUCACAUAUUCUUUGUAUUCUGUUUUUUAUUUAGUUCACUUUUGUCAUGUUCACAUAAUUGAUGCAAGAUAAAAUCCUGCAUUUUUAAGGAAAAGAUUAAAAUAGUUAAAUAAAAAUAUUUAAACCUUCUUAAUAUUUAUGUACAUGUAUAAUGUAAAUUACAGAGAUAACUGAAAAUGCUGGGAGUUUGAGUGAACAAGGCACUAUAGUAGUAGUAAUGCUAUGGCAUAUCAGUAGUUGAAGUGUGGCCAACUCUUAAUACGAAGUUACUUGAUAGCUAGUAUUUUACAGCACUGAAGAGUAAUUAGUGACAUUGACAUUUUUUGUUUUAAGCACUUUUAAUUUUAUUUUUUCAAUAAUAAUAUAUUAUAUCAGGCUAGAAGUUAACCACGUGCCAGCCUUUUUGUUGUCUUUGUUUUCUUCAGUGCCCAUCUCCCAUCUGCUUUUCAGCUGCUCCGCCCAUUCACUUAGAAGCCAGUGUUCAAGUCAUGAUUUGCCAGAGGGCCCCUGACACGUUCUGGCUAUGCCACAGUUCUGCACUCAAAUGUCAAAAUCAGUUCUUUUUAGAUAAACGUUUUUAUAAUUCUAAUUUGAGUUAAUAAAUAUUUUAAAUAUUUUUAGUUAAGUUUUAUAAGUAUACACAACAAACAUAUUAAUAACUACUUUGUUAAACAGUUUUUUAUUAAUUAGCACAGAGUUCUUAUAUUUGAAAACUUUAUAUUCUUCUAAAUUUGUGUUUAGGUUAUAUUCUAUAUAUACCUUUUAUAUGCAAUUAUAUAAAUAUUAUAAAUUUUGUAUUAAUGAUACCAAAAAUGCAUUUCUUUCUUAAAAGAAUAAAACCAUUCACUGCUAUGCAUUUGAUUUUAGCAGCCAUUUAAUACUUAUAAAAAAGCUUCUAUUGGAAACCUUCAAAAGGAAUAGGGGAUAAUGACCUCAUAUGAAAGAUUCUGAUCCUAAGACAGUUUCAAAGUUGAGCUACCUUUUGCUGAUUUAUCUGGAUAUUGUGUUUAAAGCCUAAGAUCCAAUAAUUCAGAUACCUUAAUUAAUAGAUCCUAUCUAUGUAAUGCAUAAAGCAUUGCUGGUCACUGAAAACAUACGAGUAUGUGUGUAUUCCUGGAUUCACACACGCACACACACGUGCACACACACACAUACAUAUACUAUUUUUAUUGACGUUUAUUAUAAUUUAUUCCAGAUGCAUCUUUUAUAAGUAGGAUUUUAUUUUGUAUGUAUAAUUUUUGUAAUAAAUUAU